Messenger RNA from Paramecium primaurelia, 712 nucleotides. The record is from the annotation of a GenBank genome assembly. NCBI's taxonomy places the organism in Eukaryota, Ciliophora, Oligohymenophorea, Peniculida, Parameciidae.
AUGAUUUUUUAAGAGAAAUUGAAAUUUAUGAAACCAAUUAAAUCAAGUUUAAUAUAAACUUGGGAUCUCAAAUUGUCAAUUGAUACUAUAAUAAGAUUUGCAGAAUCAUGUUAUAUUGAAUAAGAUUAAGAAUUCAAAUUCAUAUAUUUGAUAUUAGAAUAUCUAAAUCAAAUAAAAUUAUAAAUAAAAUUGAAAUUAUCAAAAGAUGAAACACGCUUUGAAUUGAAUAAUAAUUCAAAAGUAAUCGAAGCCACAUUUGAUACAAAAGUCUAAGAAUGGUUUAAUAUUAUUGAGAUCAAAGGACUUAAUAGAAAGACUACAAAAGAGAAUAUUAAUUAAUACCCUUUGAUUACUACUAAAAUAAAUUACCAAAAUAUAAAGUUUCAAUGAUAAAAAAACAAUAAAAAAAUAAGUAUAAUAUACUUGAAGGAAAAGAUUAACUUUCACACUUUUUGAAAAAAAUAUCAAUAAUAAAUCUAUUUAACCUUAAUAUAAAUAUUUAGAAUCUUUAAUUUAUUUGAUGAUAUUGAAUGGAUUAGAAAUAUCAAAAUAUUUUGGAUAUAUUCCAAAAGAGAAUUAUACAAAAAGAAUUAAAAUAAGAAAGAUAAGUAAUAUUAAGCAAUUUUAGUUAAUAUUCAAACAAAUAUGGAAGAUUUAGAUAAAAAAUUCAGAUUUUUCAGUGGUAUUGAAGAAUCUUAGUCUAAUUUAUUGA